AUGGCUCCCAGUCUGGCUGAAGCAGCACAACAGGCCGCUCCGCCCACCAUCAAAGGCGCUCUUGACACUUUCCUUGAACAUGGCGCGAAGAAAGCCCUCGCUACCGCAGAAGCCAGGUUCAUAGCCAACAACCUACGGUCCAAGCAGCUGCAUGAGCUUGCCGUCGGCGUUCUGCCAGGCGGCAACACCCGCAGCCUCCUCCACACGCCCCCCUUCCCCCUGAGCAUGAAGCAGGGCAAGGGCGGGUACGUCUGGGACGAGGACAGCCACAAGUACGUCGACUUUGUGGGCGAGCUGUCAGCCGGGCUGUACGGGCACUCGCACCCGGCGAUCCGGGCGGCGAUCGUGUCGACGCUCGACGACGUCGGACUCAGCCUGGGCUCGACGACAGCGCAAGAGCAGCGGUUCGCAGCGGCGCUGUGCGCGCGGUUCCACCUGGCGCGCGUGCGCAUGGCCAACUCGGGCACCGAGGCCAACCUGCACGCGCUGGCCGCCACGCGCCGCUUCACGGGCCGCCGCAAGGUCGCCGUGUUCGCCGGCGGCUACCACGGCGCCGUGCUGUCGUUUGGCGGCGACGGCGGCACGCCAGCGCCCAACACGGUCGAGCGCGGCGACUUUAUCGUCGUGGCGCCCUACAACGACAUCGCCGCCACGCGCGCCGCCAUCGCCGCCGCCGCGCCCGACCUCGCCGCCGUGCUCGUCGAGCCGAUCCAGGGCGCCGGCGGCUGCAUCCGCGGCACGCGCGACUUUUUGCGCGCCGUGCAGGACGCGGCGCGCGCCGCGGACGCCUUGUUCAUGCUCGACGAGGUCAUGACGUCGCGGCUGGCGCCGGGUGGGCUCGGCGCCACGCUGGGGCUCGACCACCCGCCCGACCUCGUCUCGCUGGGCAAGUACCUCGGGGGCGGGCUCGCGUUCGGCGCGUUCGGCGGCCGAGCUGACGUCAUGGCCGUGUACGACCCGCGGGACCCAAACGCGCUCGCGCACUCGGGCACCUUCAACAACAACACGCUGGCCAUGCACGCCGGGUACGCCGGGCUAGCCGACGUGUUCACGCCCGACGCGUGCGUGGCGUUCAACGCCAAGGGCGACGCGCUGCGGGUGCGGCUCGCUGUGGGUGCGGCUCGCUGCGGGGGCACGCGGCUGACCUUUACCGGGUGCGGCUCGCUUAUCGGGUUGUACUUCACGCAACGCGGCGUGGAUGUUGUCGCGAGCAGCGACGAUCUGGCGCGUGCGGGCCGGCGGACGGACCUGCGGGACUUGUUCUGGUUCGAGAUGCUCGAGGAGGGCUUCUGGAUCACGCGCAGGGGGUUCAUUGCGCUCAUCUUGGACACGCCCGACGACGAGCUCGACCGGUUCGUGGGCGCCGUGGCGGCGUUUCUGGAGCGGCAUCGCGAGAUUAUGGCUCUUUGA
Messenger RNA from Lasiosphaeria miniovina, 1410 nucleotides. Its product is annotated as pyridoxal phosphate-dependent transferase. Lineage: Eukaryota; Fungi; Ascomycota; Sordariomycetes; Sordariales; Lasiosphaeriaceae. The record is from RefSeq and is a predicted model, not a curated record. Gene Ontology annotation, molecular function: transaminase activity; pyridoxal phosphate binding. Bases 1 to 1410 code for a protein of 469 amino acids. The transcript is spliced from 3 exons.